Molecule: messenger RNA, 3241 nt
Organism: Echinops telfairi (small Madagascar hedgehog)
Lineage: Eukaryota; Metazoa; Chordata; Mammalia; Afrosoricida; Tenrecidae
Gene: MCPH1
Product: microcephalin 1
Exons: 14
Coding region: 112-2550 (812 amino acids)
Biological process (GO): mitotic cell cycle; cerebral cortex development
Source: RefSeq, a predicted model, not a curated record
CCCGGGACGUCUAGUGAUCCCAUUCUGAAAAAUGUAGUGGCAUAUGUUGAAGUAUGGUCAUCCAAUGGAACAGAAAAUUAUUCCAAGACAUUUACAAACCAACUUGUGGAUAUGGGGGCAAAGGUUUCAAAAACUUUUAACAAACAAGUGACCCAUGUUGUAUUCAAAGAUGGCUACCAAAGCACUUGGGACAAGGCACAGAAGAGAGGAAUAAAGCUUGUUUCGGUGCUCUGGGUUGAAAAAUGCAGGACAGCUGGAGUACACAUUGAUGAAUCAUUAUUCCCUGCAGCUAAUACUAAUGAACAGUUACCAAACCUACUUAAAAGAAAACGUAGGUGUAUGCAGCCCAAAGAUUUUAUUGCCAGAACACCAGAAAAUGAUAAAAGACUUCAAAGGAAAUUUGAGAAAAUGAGUGAAGAAUUACAAAGGCAAAAGACAACUCUGGAUAAUGAAGUACGUGCUCUUUUAUUUGGAUCAAAUGCUUCAUUGAUGUAUAGCCCUACAAAAGCUAAUAGCAAUCAUCAUAGUGUAAUGGCGAAGAGAUUACAGGAGAUGAAGAAGAAAAGGGAAAAUCUUUCCCCUACAUCUUCCCAAAUGAUUGAAAAAUCUCAUGACAGUCCAGUUAAUUCUCUGUGUCUAGCAUCUCUGAACAUUUCACAGGACUCUUCAUGUUCAGAUGAUUGCUUUGCUGGUGUUUUACACCCAUCAUUUGAUGAUAUUUGUGAAAACGCAGGAAGUAGCAAUCAGGAAAUAAAAUUGGGAAGUCUCAGUAAUGAAAUUAGAAGUGACUUUUGUGUGUCUCUACCUGUAUUGAAAACAAGCAGUACACAUUCAUCACCAUCUUGCAGCUACUUCAACACAGUCACACCUCAAAGACCCAUGGAUAAUCUUCCAAAGGACAAAUCAGAUUGGAAAGAGAAUCUUGUUGGUGAAAUAGGCACUCCUGAAAAAAGACAAUCUGAAAGAGUAUCAGAGAUACUUGAUAAGAAAUAUCCCAUGUCUCCUAUUUUAUCUUCAGCAACAAGCUGCUGUUUGGUUCAUUCAGGACCCAGAAGUCCCUCAGCAAAACGAAAGAGAACAUCACCACACUUACAGUCACAUCCCCCCAAAAAAUUAAAGAAAAAAUGGAAUAGCACAAAAUCUACUAAACCAAAAGCGCAACUGUUCAAGUUGGAAAACAGACCACAUUCUGCAAACACAUCUGUCAGAGAGACUUCUGAUUGUGAGGACCCCUCGUAUGAUGAUUACUUCUCACCUGUGAAUCUUAAGGAAAGGAAUUCAAAGCAUCUUCUCUCUGAAUUUCAGUCAUCAUUAAGCCCUGUUCAGUUCAAAUGCAGAAGUAGCCUUUCAAAGAACGAGAGAGCAUAUGUAUUAGAAAUGUCUGAUUUUUCCUGUAUGGGUAAGAAAUCGAGAACAGUCGACAUCGCCAAUCUAACAGCAAAAACUAGCUCCAGUCUUCAGAAACCUGCAAGUGAUGAAGGAAGGUCAAGUUUGAGCUCCCUGACUACUAAGGAAACAGAUGCUGUAGAAGAAACUGUGGAGUCUUCUGGUCAAACUGAUCCUCAGAAAAGAGACGACCCAUCCUCAGAAGGACAUAACUUUCAUGAUAUUAUUAGUGAAAUUGUUAAUCAAAAAGAAUGUCCAGAGAAUGGACCUCCCGGUAAUUUAACUCCUUUGAAAAGAAACACGGAUAAAAUAAAAGAAUUGAUUAACAGUAAAAGCAUGCAGAAAGAAAGUAGUACUUCUAAAAUGUUGAACUUGCCCGAGAGUGACACACAUGAUUAUAAGCUAAAAUUUGUAGAUGAUUAUAAUGUGGAAAAGUCAACAGAAGAAAUGGAAAGUUUAUCCAGAGGAUAUAAGGAAAGUGUUAGAGAUGGACAUAUAAGCCAUGAUGUUUUGCAUGGCUCACUCGAAGGCUUUCAGGAACUCGGCAACCCUCAUGAAGAAUCAAACAAAAAAAGCAGUGUUAGAAAGCCAACAAGAACAUUAGUCAUGACCAGCAUGCCAUCUGAACUGCAGAAUGUCAUCACUCAGGUUGUGGAUAAAUUGAAAGGCUUCUCAUUUGCACAGGAAGUGUGUGAAAGUACCACUCACGUGGUCACAGGGAAGCCUUGUCGCACUCUGAAUGUGCUUCUGGGAAUUGCACGUGGCUGCUGGAUUCUGUCUUAUGAAUGGGUGCUGUGGUCUUUGGAAAGGGGCCAUUGGAUAUCCGAGGAGCCGUUUGAGCUUUCUCAAUACUUCCCUGCAGCACCUGUCUGCCGACUGCAGCGUCAUGUAUCAGCGGAGCAAUACCAAGGAAGCCUCUUUUCUGGGCAGCCAGUCAUGUUCAUCACUCCAGACAGCAGCCCACCCACUGCCAAGCUGUGCGAACUGGUCCGCCUGAGUGGAGGCCAGGUCACCCGAGUCCCACGCCAGGCCAGCAUCGUCAUUGGUCCCUACAGAGGAAAGAAGAAAGCACCAAUCGAGUAUUUGUCAGAAAAGUGGAUCUUAGAUUCCAUCACUCAGCACAAGAUCUGCCCCUCUGAAAACUACUUAUUGCCGCAACGAUGAAGCCGUCACUCAGCACGGGGCUGUUGCAGACAGCUUCAAAGUUGUCUUUGGACAGCCACAUGAGAAACAAAACUGAAGAGACACAACUGACAUAGAAAGGAUCACUUUUUAUGUCAUCAUAUGUUUGCCUUGUGUGCCUUGUGAAUUUCAUGUAAAGGAACUGCUUUAUGGACUUUCUGAUGGCUGAAUAUUAGUUUGCGAGGAACGCUGGCCAGCCCGAUUGGGGCCUUCCUUAUGUAAUGUCAGUCUUUGUAUCUUAGCUAGCGUCGUCACUGAAAGGACAGAGAACCUUCCUCAUUGAUGCAUAUGUUAAAUAGAGUGAUACUUAAGUUAUUAUUGAGAACAAAGAAUCCCCCACAUGUCUUGGCUCAGAUAUAAAAAUCUUGUUUAACUUACUAUGUACUGGAUAUAACAUACAUUAAUCAGCUAAUCAUGUUUUUUACAUAGCUGCAGUUCUGAGGAAAAUAAUUCAUGACGAUAUGAAAGAAGUGUGAGAGUGCGCCGCCAUGUUAAUUAGUACCAGCUGAGAAAGCUGGCUUCUCCGCGCGUCACUUACGGGGAAAUCACCCUGGAGAGAUCAAGGCUUAUAUUUGCAAGCGUGAUGCUGAAAGUCCACUAGAAGACUCUGGCAACUGAAACUGAAAUGUAGAUAUACUGAUUGGGGGCUUUUCAAUAAAUCCAACUAUGUUAA